AUGAGGUCUUCUUCUUGCAUACCAGUGGUACUCUUCUUACUUUUCUGCCAGAGUUCAGCGAAAGAGUCGACGAAUCCCCAAUGUAGCCCAGUUUCUGGUUCCGGCACUGAACAUGGAGUCGAUUUUGUAUUCCUUCUCGAUCACUCUCUAGGAGCAGACAAGGUAUCACGGAUCCAGUUUUUAUACAAGGCCAUCUCGUGUGAAGUACCAGUAUCGCAGCAAUAUCGACUAGCUACUGUACAUAUUCCCGGAAAGUCAUCCAAGGUCGAUUUGGCAGGAUGGCAAACAAGUGCUGCAUUCCCUGACACUCUCUUUAGAGGAUAUUACCUAGGUGGUAGAGACACCAAGCCUUGUGUUUUUUUGCGUGAUGCGUUCAAAGCAGUAACAUCACACUUUGCUGGUACUGGAUCGACUUUGGGAGAGACUCCAAUACAUUUUGUUGUACCGGUCACUGACAUGCCAGGAUGUAAAGUAGAGACAGAAUUCCGGAGAUUUUUUGGACGUAACAAGAACCGUUUCAACAUUUUUCUCGAUAUUAUUGCGAUCGAGAAUCCAAUGGAGAUUGGAGACGUUGGUGUGCGAGUGAAGGUUCCACAGUGGGCAAAUAUAGAGACUAAAGUGACCUCACUGACCACUCAUGUUAACUUCGAAGACAUUUACAAGAUGGAUUCAGUUCUUCAAGAGUAUUCGGGAUGGAUUAAGAGUACACUACAAGGUUUACAAAUCAACGACGUGUUUUUGUUGGAUGACACCACUAUCGAUGAAGAACUCUCCACACUAGAGAAGGACGUAGACAAUGCGAAGAUCACUGAAUUACUGACAAGAGUAGCAUUUGGAAGACAAGCCUUUCCUCCAAAACCACCUAGAGUGAGAACGGCCCGAGGAAUUACGGACAAAUUCGAGCCACCCGAACCGUUAUCUAAUAUGCGAGUGGCAAAAUCAUCUGAUUCAGCCGGAAACGCUCAUGGUACUUCUGGGCAAAAAGCUCCGUGGGCAGAAGAAAAAUAUCACGACGAUGCGGAUCGUAAAUUGAAACCAAAUGUGGUUCCCAACGAAGAUACAACUCCAGCAAAAAAAGGAGGCAGGAAAAAUGGUUCGAAAGAAAAGCCAGUCACUUCCGCUGAACGCGUAACAUUGUCCCGAACUCCCUCUAGAGCUAAGCUCGCAACACUGUCCAAAACUCCCUCUAAGAGUGAUCGUGUAACGCUGUCCAAGUCUCCUUCUGCAGCUAAGCACAUAGUAUUUUCCAAAGUUCCCGUCAUGCACAAUGCUGCAGGAUCUGUAGAAUCCCAUGCAGUUGCGGAAAACGGAACUAAAAACACCUCUACAGCUGCAGAAAUCGGCGUUACGGUAUCUAACUCUUCUGUUAGUGCCGCAAAAAUCACUCUAAAGAGCGACCAGACAUCUGACAAUUCCUCGACCAUUGUGAGAACGGAAGCUAGAAACAAAAGUGUAACCUCUGGUUCUUCUCCGAAUAUUGUGCCACAGAAACGUGCAACUGAUAAAUUAGCCACCAAAUCUUCGGUUGCAGCACCGCGGUUACCUGCGAAAGUAAUUGAUGCAAAAGUAAUUGAUGAUCUGAAAAAAAAGAUUCCAAAAACAACUGUUAGAACCAAACGGCCAUUAUCAACUGCUCGCCACGGUGUCGCCAAGGAUACUCGACAUAAGAUAAAACCGGCAGAGGUCGAAAAGGCUCCUUGGGAACAGGGAGAAAAACCAAAAACCAAACCUAAAAAAGAGCGGAAGGUGCAUACAACUUCACGGCCACCUCGGAAAGUUCAAUGGAAACAUCAUCAAGGAGGCGAUGAUGCAUCGCAACAACAAAGUUCAGGGGACGCUCAAAGCUCUGACAGCAAAGGUUCGACUGGAUCUGGAUCUCAGUGGAGACCUACUUUUGUCCCACUUUUAAUCCUCAUCAUAAUACUAGCGUUGAUUAUCAUUUUCAUACUGAUUUGCUGCUUGUUCUUAAUAGAACCCGAAACGGCUCCAACAGACAGAAGUAGCUCAAAGAGUGACGAAAAGACCCCAUUAGUGGAUCGACAAAGUGGUGGUAAACCUACAUCCAGGGCAGCAGCGCCGCCGCAGCCAAAGGAGCAGAAGCCGCAGUCUCCACCUCCGCAACAGGAGUCCACAGCAAAAUGUGACGAACCAGUUGACUUCACACCAAUCACCAUUUCUGGUAGGCGCUCAAAUCGAAAGGAUGGCCAACAAAAGGAUGGAGAAAGCGGAGCACCAUUACUUAACGCCGAUGAAAUCAAAAUUUCCCAUGACACUCCGGGCGGUUCUGGUCACGAUCCUGAGAAACCUGAUAUCGAUUCACCACCAAAAGCAAACAUGCCGAAGAUUUCGACUGAUCACAUCAGAAUUUUACGUUAUCAGUCGCUUAAUAGACACUUGAAAUCGAUCGAGCUGUUCACUCUCUGCAAGCCAUCAAGAAUGCACGAGGGAGGCCGAAUGAUGUGGAUGUGGUUCCACACAAAAUUGAACGACACACUACUUUUCAAGAGCUGGUGGAUUCAUGACCCUGGAAAGAUGGUAUGGUCAUGCCUAAUUGUUGCUGUGCUGGCGGUUGUGCUAGAAGCUCUGAGAUGGCUUCGAUGGGUUGCUCAAGUUCGCCGGGCUGAGGAAAAAACGUGGUACUCGCAUAUGCUGAAUUCGGCACAGUACCUGGACACGCUUCUAUACUUCGCUCAGAGUGUAUUAGCUUAUACGUUGAUGCUUUCGUUCAUGACUUUCUCGUGGGCCUCAUUUUUAAUAGUUUCUUACCAAGUACUGGCACGCUUGACGCAUGAAGCAAUGAAAAAAGGACAGAAAGACAUCAUCGAAUUUCCGGACAGCACAGUGAAUGUACAGGUGAAGUUCAGUGAGAAAGACAUGAAAUUCCUUGAUGAGUCGGAGAAGACUGACACGUCACUCGCUUCGACAUCCCCCAGAAUAAACGUGAAAUUCACAGCGACAAUAGCCAUGCUGUUGUCCGGAGGAGUUUUGCAGAUCCUUCUGUACUAUUUCGUGUACUUGUACCCUAAGCUUAUUGGACUUAUUUCUACAAUUAUUGGAAUAUUUUCUUACGAAUGGCAGAGAAUGUACGGAUCAUGUUUGACAAGAACUCCACGAGCCAGUUUCAAUUACAGCGAUUUAUUAGCAAAAGACCAGGACUAUAUUCCCCAUUACACCAUGGGUUGGUUACUAGGAGAAAGGUACAAGCCUUUUGUAAUAGGAUGUUCUCCUGACCAACCAGAUGACAGGACACCGAAUGAGCCUGAAGCAGUAUCACCCACUCGAGAGCCCCCCUCAGAUCCGAAAUUUCAUCGUUGA
Messenger RNA from Necator americanus (New World hookworm), 3315 nucleotides. RefSeq lists its product as uncharacterized. Gene Ontology annotation, biological process: copper ion transmembrane transport. Gene Ontology annotation, cellular component: plasma membrane. The coding region runs from base 1 to 3315 and encodes 1104 amino acids. The record is from RefSeq and is a predicted model, not a curated record. The transcript is spliced from 29 exons. NCBI's taxonomy places the organism in Eukaryota, Metazoa, Nematoda, Chromadorea, Rhabditida, Ancylostomatidae. Gene Ontology annotation, molecular function: copper ion transmembrane transporter activity.